AUGAAACCAAUAACGUUCGAUGUGAUACGAAAUUUGCUGAAAACCAAGAAGAAAGGCAAAGAGAAAGGAAUCGACCAGAGUUUCAAGCGCAGUGAUUCUUUCAAACGCAUCAGCAUACGCAAAAGUUACUUGGAUCGCGGGCGUCGAAAGGCCGUUUUACGCUCAAAAACCGUCCUUGAUCUCAACGAUAUCGAAAUCAAAAGUACCUCAUCGUCGCUCGAACGACGAAACAACAAAAGUCGCGAUGCCAGUCCCGAUGAAGACUUUAGUUCGCAAGAACCUUCGAUAAUUGCCGAACUUGAACGCAAAGAUGCCAGUAUCGAUGAAAAAAUCCGUGCCUUGCAGGAGAUCAACGAUCGUUACAUGCGCGAAAAUCAAAAAGCUAAGUACGUUGAACGGAAAAGUUCAGCAAUUCCGAAGCCGCCGCGGAAUUCAAAGCUGAAAGAACGGAGUGAGAAGAAACAAACGCAAGCAAAAGUCGAAAAAAUCCGGGAAAACGAGGCAAUUAGCAAAGAAAAUAGUAUCUGUGAUAAGACAAACGAUCUCACGAGAAGCUCAAAGACUGUGUCGCAAAUAAAUAUUCUCUUCACGGGCGAGACAAACACGGAUUCUCUCGCAACUUCCGACAAAAGACAUUCAAAUCACCUCGAAGAUGACCAAACUUCAUUCUAUAGUGUCAGUACUUUUACCUUGGAUAGUCAAGCAUAUCAAAAUACCGCAUCAACGCGACAUUCCAACUACUCCCGGAGCAUUUCUUACUCCCAAGCGAUGGAAAAUUCCAAACAAGAACAAGAUAGUUUCCUCACUUUCACAACUUAUUGCCAAUCAACCAAGUCCGACACGAACGAAAACAAGAAAAAUCUCAAAGGCAAGUACUUGGAAACGAGUUUUGAUGGUCCAACUGACACAAAUACGACUCGCAGCAAUACCGAACAAGGAUCAAAACUCGUGAAAAAUACGAAAAAUAUCUCAACUACUAGUCUGGUGUACGAACCAACUUACGUGAAGCCAGUUAUUAACACACAAACGUUUAAAAUGGUGAAGAGCAAGUCCCGUGAAGGCGUGAUAAUUCGGAUUCCCGCAGUAGAAAAUGACAAAAAUGAUCAAAGUAAGCGACAAAGCAGCGAUGAGAACGACGAAAAAGAUCGCCUGAAUCGACAAUCGAGCAAUGAUUCCGCAGUGGAAGCUGAUUCCAAUAGCAGUGUCGAAAAAUUAAACCAAAUUCAGGAAAAAUCGACAAUAAAUGCGACGAUCACGUAUGAAAAAAUUUGCAAAGCUUUCGAAAAACAAGAAGCCAAGUACAAGAAAAACCCGAAAAAGGACAAAAGGAAGGACACGCGACGGGAACGUCUUGAAUCACAUUUGAGUCAAAAACCUUUAAAAGAUAAGCAGGAAGUCCUUUCCGACGAAGGGCUUAUCGCAUCAACGGAAAGUUUGGAAAUUUCAAGUCCAAAAAACGGGACUUUUGAUUUGAAAAGCCCGCGUCACAGCAUGCUCGACUUGCCAAGUAUUAACUGUACGGAUACUUAUGACAAAACGACGUCCGAAAAAUUUACCUUUCCCAAGGAUUAUUUUGAGGAGGAGAAUAAUAUCAGCUAUCGUGUUGAUAGUAAUGACGUUGAAUCGCCCGAAGGCAUCGCAAUUCCGUUAAAAAUCAAAGAAAAUCCGUUCACGAAGCACAAAGAGAUAUCCGCCGUCAAUACGAGUCGGAUUUGGAAACAAGUCAAUCUCGGACAAGAAGAGGAAAUUAUUUCAACGAAUCCGUUGCCGAUGCCUCCAGCUCCUCAACAGCAACUGAGACCCAAAAAUGAAUCCUUUAAGAGCAUGUCUUCGCACGAUUCGGGGUUUAGUUUGACCCUGACAAAGCCGAAAAAUUUAUUUCGGAGGAAAUCGAAGAAGCAACGUCGUAAACCAAAGUUGUCCGUGAGCCGUGAUGGAUAUUUCAAGCGUGUCAUGGUGGUGCAACACAACUCGACGAAACGCAAGAAGAACAACAAGAAACAACGUCCGCAAGGAAAGGACGUGUUUAAGGCGUUAUACGACGAUAAUUGGACCAAAUUAGGUGGUAAUUAUGCCGAUCAAGUGUUGUCGGAAAAUGAUUACGAGAACCAGAGCAUCUUGCGCGACUUUGAAAACUUUUGCAAUCGCAAUAAACACUUCAAUAAAGAAAUUAAUGACCUAGAAGAAUUUUACGAAGAACACUUGAAACGACUGAAACACUAUUAUUUGCAGCGAAAGCAAAUGAACGAGGUGGCAAUUAGGGAAUUUUAUCGUGACUAUGCAAAUGAUGAGGAAUUUUAUGAUGCGCAUAUUGUAUCGCGUAAUGAUACGUUUCGCUUCAAAUGCAAAAAAUCCAGCGAAAAUGGUCGCGAUUCGCCGGAAUAUCUCUUCCCGUAUCCCGACAAACGCAUCGCUCUCGGCAAGAAACGCAGCAAGAUGCAAUUCCCCGAAGUGCGUACCUUCAAAAGUCACAUUCUCGGUACGAAAUAUUCGGAAAUUGCAAGUGCCCGGAACGAAACACUCGAAAAUCUGAGAAGCAACAAAGAUUUUAAUCAGUUUCCGUAUUGGAAGUUGUCACGCAAGGUAUCGCGCCGUGAAAGAGUCGCUCCUAAAUUCAAAGAUCGCUUUGUCGAUCCGUUCGAGACGGAAAAGAACGAAGUGUCGCUCGCAGAUAUCUUUCCAUCGGUGAAUGAUGAGAUAAAGCCGAAGCAUGACAUCGCAUCCGACAGCGAUGAAUUUAGUGAGCAGGAAUUCAUUGCCAACUGUCUCGGUGGUGACCUUUACUGCUCGACUUGUGAUAAAAAUAACAGUGAUUGCGAGUGCUAUACGGACGACGAGGCAGGGCAGAAAAAGAAGACAAAUGCAAAAAAUACCAUGAAAAGCCUCAAACGACGCCGAUCCAAGAAACGCGUACGAAAGAAUCACUCAACGCUUCGUCGGGAUUAUUUUUAUGAAAUGGAUAAAAUUCGUCGUCGUCGCGAAACCAGUUAA
Messenger RNA from Culicoides brevitarsis, 2991 nucleotides. RefSeq lists its product as uncharacterized. The record is from RefSeq and is a predicted model, not a curated record. NCBI's taxonomy places the organism in Eukaryota, Metazoa, Arthropoda, Insecta, Diptera, Ceratopogonidae. The coding region runs from base 1 to 2991 and encodes 996 amino acids. The transcript has 2 exons.